AUGGCCAAGUUUUUGUCUCUCUUUGCAAAGCCGUUUCCUAUCAUUGGAAUGAUUCACGUGCGUGCAUUACCUGGAACUCCUCUACACAAAGACAGUAUAGAACGCAUUAUCAGUGAAGCGCGUGCUGAAGCGAGCAUCUAUAGUGACUGCGGAGUGGACGGAGUGUUGGUUGAAAACAUGCAUGACAUUCCCUACAUGAGGCCCAACGAUGGUGUUGGCCCGGAAAUUACGGCCGCCAUGACGAGAGUGGCGUUGGCGGUACGUGAGAUGGUGCCGGACGUGCCUUGUGGAGUGCAAAUAUUGGCGGGAUGCAAUCGGGAAGCGCUGGCCGUCGCCAAGGUGUGCGAGCUGCAGUUUAUUAGGGCCGAAGGAUUCGUGUUUGGGCACAUGGCUGACGAAGGUUUUACGGAUGCAUGUGCCGGGUCUUUGCUGCGAUAUCGUAAACAGAUCAAUGCAGAUGAGGUGCUGGUUAUUACCGAUAUCAAGAAAAAGCACAGCUCGCAUGCCAUAACGGCUGACGUAUCGCUACCGGAAACGGCACACGCGGCAGAGUUCUUCCUUUCUGACGGCCUUAUCAUCACUGGAAGCUCAACAGGCUUCAGUGCCGAGCAGGGUGAUUUGGAGUCUCUGCAUGGAAAAACUACUUUACCGCUCAUCAUCGGCUCUGGUUUAACGCUGGACAAUCUGCAAAACUAUUGGACGCUGGCGCACGCAGCAAUUGUUGGUUCCCAUUUCAAAAUAAACGGACAUUGGAAUGCUGACCUGUGCCGAAAGCGUGUGCAAGCUUUCAUGAACGGUGUAGAAACGUUACGACUUCAGUUUCCAAGUUAACA
Molecule: messenger RNA, 833 nt
Organism: Anopheles maculipalpis
Lineage: Eukaryota; Metazoa; Arthropoda; Insecta; Diptera; Culicidae
Exons: 4
Coding region: 1-831 (276 amino acids)
Source: RefSeq, a predicted model, not a curated record